Messenger RNA from Arachis ipaensis, 3082 nucleotides. The record is from RefSeq and is a predicted model, not a curated record. Lineage: Eukaryota; Viridiplantae; Streptophyta; Magnoliopsida; Fabales; Fabaceae.
GACCGGUCCAACUACGAACCGACAACAUUAACGGUUCGGUUAGAUAUGUAAAACCGUUGAUAAAAAAUCGGUGAAAAACUGUUGAAGCGGCCGGGAACCUGCCCGUCGGACCGAAUUAGAACCCGGCCGGUUUACACAAAAACGGAAGCUCCUCCGUUUCUUUUUCCCUUUCUUUCUUUCGUUCCGAAGGAAAUCACAGAAACUCAGCCAAAAAACACCUAGCACUGUAAGCCUACACCACCGCCGCAAGGAGUGGCAUACUGCCGCCGUCGGUCGCACUCAAAGUUCGCCGUCCGUCCGUCUAUCUAGCUUCCCUCGGGCUCCAAGUCUUCAACCCCUGUUCGCUGUCACCGAUCGCAGCUGCUUCCUCGAGCUCGGCGUCCGUCGUCUUUGUCUGCUCAGCCGCGCUUCCGCCGCCGUUUGUUUGCCGUUCACGUUCGCAUUUUCGUUCAGCCGUCGUCUUCGUUCGCAUUCUUCGCCGUUCACGUUCGCUCGGCGUUCACCGUUCGCGUUCCCUCGCCGUUCACCGUUCGAGUUCGCAUUCGCGUUCGUCUGGAAGCCACGUUGCUCUGCUUCAAACUCUGCGACCAACCCGCGCGCUCCACCUAGCCGUCGAACUGCUCCCUUUUGUCGCCGUCGUGAGUUCCCUAAAUCCGCCACCAGACAAUAGACUCACACAACACCAAUACUCUGCUUCAAACUCUGCAACUUCUGAUUUCUAUUACAACAAGAAAUUCUUUGAGGUAUAUAAGAAUUAAGAAGGAAGACUAUUUCAACGGUAUUACUCUGUUGAUUCUAGUCUGCUACAAGCUUGAACAUAGAAUUGAAGAGAGAAACUUUUUAUUAUUUCAUCAUUGGCCUAUUUUUGGCAUUGCAUAUCAUUGUAGUUUGUUUAUUCAUAGAACUAGUUGUUUAUGAUCCCCUUUUGAAGUAAAAAAAUGCAGUAAAAGAGUGUUUAGAACCAGUUGCUUUAUUCAUUGAAUUUUUAUAGAAUCAGGUGUUUAUUAUAAAAUGGUUUUUCCGGUUGAACUACUGUUGAACCAGUUGAACCAAUGAACCAGUGAACCAAUAACUAGAGCGGUUUAAUGAUCGGUCCAGUUUUCAGAACCUUAGUUACAAGUUGCAAAGCUACAAUCCUAGUGACCGCAUCUGAAGGAAUAAAAGCUUCUAGUUCUAACUAUUAAGUAUUAACAUUUAAAUCACCUCUUAAAGAGGGAAGAACAAAAGCGUUGAAGCUGCUGCGAGGAGAGAUGGCGAAUUACAUACUGGGCUGACCCAAAGCUUCUGGUAGUGUAGUGAGCAUUUGAUCGGUAAUGUUGUGCUUAUUAUGUGAAUCAUCUUUCUUUGAAUAGAGAAUGUUAAGGUUUGAUCUUAUGUUAGAUUUUGGAAUGUUGAACUUCCAUCAUGGAAAUAACAAGGAAUUGCUAGUUAUAUAACUUAGUUCUGAUCUCACUGUAAAAGCAAAUCAAUUUCAUUUGGUGGCUCCUUGAUGAUGAUGAUUCCAAGAUUUCUAAUAUUGCCUAAUACCCUCUGUUUUGUUGAGGUAUACAUGAUUGGUGUGUUCUGAUUGUGAAUUAUACAUAUGCUAACUGUCAAGUUCUUAAGUAUGAAUUGUAAAUUUGACUAAUUAAAAUGAGGUAUCACAUUUAGGUACAUUUGUUUGUUUGUUUGGAAUUUUAACUGGAAUCCUCCCCAAGUUAGAAUUUGUUUUUGCAAAGGUUCAGACUAGUGCUUCACGCUUGUUUGACACCCCUAUCUGCCCUUGCCGCGCUGCCACUGUUUAUAAAAGAAGUGGCAUAAUAUUAGUAUUAAGUGAAAUAAGAGAGUGCCCCAAGAGACUAGGUUCCAUACUACAAAGAAGAAGCUCACUCAAAAUGACAAGGCAUUUGGCUUCCUACAUGUUGCGCUCAGCUUCAGCGUGUACAAGUAGGAUUAGACAUCCAUUUGCUGCUGCUUCUUUCUGCACUGAUACUUCAACUUCGAGCUCCAGGGUCAAGAUCUUUGACCGCCAACUCAAGCGUAAACAGCGAGACCGAGCUGCGUGGUUGAUGCCCUCAAAUUCUGACGACCCUUUCCUUAAUACUGUUGCUCAUAAUCUCCUCGAUCGCUUGCAAGAUUGUAAGAAGACCUUCCCUACUGCAUUGUGUUUGGGAGGCUCCUUGCUACCAGUCACCCGCUCGCUCUACACCCAGCGUACCAUAGAAAAGCUUAUUGUUAUGGAUGCAUCCUAUGAAAUGGUACAGCUGUGUAAAAAUGCUGAGGAUGCCUCUAACAAUGAUAACAUUGAGACAUUGUAUGUGGUUGCUGAUGAAGAAUUUUUGCCAAUCAAAGAAAGCUCUGUGGAUUUGGUUAUUAGCUGCUUGGGACUACACUGGACAAAUGAUCUGCCAGGAGCAAUGAUACAGUCUAGAUUGGCGCUGAAACCUGAUGGCCUAUUUUUAGCAGCUAUUCUUGGUGGAGAAACCUUAAAGGAACUAAGAAUAGCUUGUACUGUAGCACAAAUGGAGCGUGAAGGAGGGAUCAGUCCCAGAGUAUCACCAUUGGCUCAGGUUCGAGAUGCUGGAAAUCUUUUGACAAGGGCGGGUUUCACCCUUCCUGGUGUUGAUGUUGAUGAAUAUACAGUUAAAUAUGAAAGUGCCUUGGAGCUUAUAGAACAUUUACGAGCAAUGGGUGAAACAAACUCUCUUUUUCAAAUGAAUACUAUCUUAAAGAGGGACACUGCCUUAGCAACUGCAGCUAUUUAUGAUUCAAUGUUUGCUGAAGAAGAUGGCACAGUACCUGCAACCUUCCAGGUGAUUUACAUGACGGGGUGGAAGGAACAUCCUUCUCAACAGAAAGCAAAAACAAGGGGAUCAGCCACUAUAUCUUUUAAGGAUAUUCAGAAGCAAUUUGGAAACCAUAGUUGAGUAUGUGCGUGUAUACCAUUGUCAUACAGUGAAAUAAAGGGGAAUAGAUUAUUUUAUUAUUCCAAAUGAUGAGGCAUGAAGUGUGACAUUGUAUGGAUCAUGGCCACAUUACGAAAUGGAUCAUCUACUUUGAUUUUAACUUUUAAGUGACAUUAUAAAUACUCAUCAUUCAAACA